Molecule: messenger RNA, 2701 nt
Organism: Dioscorea cayenensis subsp. rotundata (Guinea yam)
Lineage: Eukaryota; Viridiplantae; Streptophyta; Magnoliopsida; Dioscoreales; Dioscoreaceae
Product: proline-rich receptor-like protein kinase PERK10
Exons: 11
Coding region: 165-2390 (741 amino acids)
Biological process (GO): protein phosphorylation
Molecular function (GO): protein kinase activity; ATP binding
Source: RefSeq, a predicted model, not a curated record
UGUUUUCUUCAAAGCAAAGCCAAAGAUUAGAUAAAAUUUUUAAACAAAAAAAGUUUUUUUUAAAAAAAAGGAAGAUAAAAAUCCCACCUUUAUAGCUUCAUGUGAUUCAGUUCCAACAGAGAAAGAGAGAGAGAGAGAGAGAGAGAGAGAGAGAGAAGCAAAGGAUGAAGAUGAAGAAAGAAGAGGAGAAGAAGAGAAUGGUUGGAGAAAUUGGGAGCAGAGGAAGCAAGGAAGAAGAAGAAGAAGGGAAAACAGUGGUGGUUGGGAUUAGAAUGGAUCAGCAGAGCAGGGAGUUGUUAACUUGGGCUCUUGUUAAAGUUGCUUCUCCUGGAGAUCGAGUGAUUGCUCUUCAUAUUCUUCCAUCCAGUUCCACAGAGUCUUCAGGCAUGGAUGGAAAGUCUUCUUCUUGUUUGAUUUCGUCUGUUAAGAAUUUUGAUUCUAUUCUCUCAGUUUAUGAUGGAUUCUGCAAUUUAAAGCAGAUCAAUCUAAAGCUGAAGGUUUGCAGGGGUUCAUCAAUUAGAAAGGUUUUGGUUCAAGAGGUUAAUUCUUAUUCUGCUUCUAAAUUGAUUCUUGGAGUAUCUAAGAAUAACAGCAUCAUUGGGCCUUCAUCAACUUCAGUAGCAAAAUACUGCGCAAAGAAGCUCUCGGCAAAGUGCUCAGUGCUUGCAGUGAACAAUGGCAAGGUUGUUUACCAGAGAGAAGCUUCUCAAGAAAAUCAUAAAGUAUCUAGCAUCCAAUUGAAUGCAAGUAGGAACUCCUGUAAGCUCCCGAAAGAUCGGACCGGGAAGUUAUACUGUGUCUUGCCUGAUAGAAGACAAUCCGGGAGGAUUAGUAAUGCUUCAAACUUGUCAAUUGUCGAACUGAAUGAUACCUCACAGACAGAGAAUUGUUCCUUAUGUAGUCCAUCUAAUCUUCUGGAGAUGAAAGAGGAAUCAUCGUUAGCUUUGGUUCCGAUUAAGGAGUCAUCGAACAACAUCUCUUUGUCUACCGACAAUGACUUGAUUGAUAUGAGACCUGGGUGGCCUCUUCUCCGGGGGGCGAUCAUGAAUGAUAUGAGAACUUCAAUGGAGAAAUCCAAAGGUUCUGUAGUUCAAUGGGCAAUGAUGCUUCCUAGUCGGUGUUCAGUAUCAGCUCCACCACCACAUUCCGAUUUCGACCACAUGAAAACCGAGCAGAAUGCUCUGCUAAUUUGUGAUGCAGAUACUAAUUCAUCAAGUUCCCCGGUUGAGACUCAUGAGGAAGAAGUGAAGUUCCUGGCAGAAUUGGAGUGUAUCCGAGAAAAAUAUUCAUCUGUUUAUCGGUUGUUCACUUAUAAUGAACUCAAGCAGGCAACUUCCGACCUUUCACCGGAGAAGUUGGCUGGGAGAGGCGGGAGCAGCCGGGUUUACAAGGGUUGCCUCUCUGAUGGCAGAGAAUUAGCAGUGAAGAUGUUAAAGCCUUCUGAAGAUGCACUGAAGGAGUUCACUUCCGAAAUUGAGAUUAUAACCUCUCUGCACCAUAAGAACAUUAUAUCCCUUUUUGGCUUUUGCUUUGAGAACAAUAAUCUCAUUUUGGUGUAUGAUUUCUUGUCAAGGGGAAGCCUAGAAGAAUGCCUUCACGGUGAGCAAGAGAGCAAGGUCGUUGUCAGCUGGGUCGAUCGAUUUAAGAUUGCAACAGCGAUAGCGGAAGCAUUAGAUUACUUGCAUGGUGAUUGCAACGGGCAACCUGUGAUUCACAGGGAUGUGAAAUCCUCAAACAUCCUUCUCGCCGAUGAUUUUGAGCCACAGCUGUCAGAUUUCGGUCUCGCAAAGUGGGCAUCAGAGUCAACCGAACCCAUAACAUGCAGCGAUGUCGCGGGGACAUUUGGGUACCUUGCUCCCGAGUAUUUCAUGCACGGAAAGGUCUCUGAAAAAAUAGACGUUUAUGCUUUCGGAGUUGUGCUUCUUGAGUUGCUCUCUGGUAGGAAGCCGAUCAUCACUGGCUCUUCGAAUAACCAGGAGAGCCUUGUCAUUUGGGCAAAGAAUAUCAUGCAAGAAGGAAAAAUUAAGCAACUUGUCGAUCCAUCGUUGGGCGAUGAGUAUGACGAUGAUCAGGUGGAGCGGACGAUCCUGGCAGCUUCCCUCUGCAUUAGACGGGCUUCUCGAUCUCGGCCUCGAAUCGGCCGUGUUCUCAAACUUCUUCAAGGCGAAGAUGAUGCUGUCAGUUGGGCGAGGACACAAGCCGGUACAUUAGAAGAGUUUGAUGAUUCAGACGACGAGGUGAUAAGUCCGCCUUCCAACUUGCAAUCAUAUAUCAAGCUUGCAUUGCUCGGCGUAGAGGAUGACUCGCAUUCGAUCAGCAGCAUUGAGGCAAAUACCUACUUCGAAGAUUACUUGCAAGGGAGAUGGAGCCGAUCAUCGAGUUUUGAUUGAAUUAAAUUUAAAGAGUGUUCCAUUGUGUUGAAAAGAUUAAUCUCUUGUUAUUCUUCAUCGUAUCGGUAUCGGUAUUGUGUGUAUAUAUACAUUAGGUGCUCAGGGAUGAGAGGUGGUUUGUAGAGCCCUUGUCCUUGUUCAUGUUCAGGUUCAGGUUUGUCUCAGAAAGAAUGAGACAAACACUAGAGAGUGUGAAAUUGAGAAAUGUUGGAUUUGGUUAUAUCAUUGUAAAUUCUAAUUAUUUAUUAAACAAAGAAAAUAAACAAAAAAAAAGGGAGAAUUUGAGGCUUGUUAAAUUGUAGUUUUUAGAG